GGUGGGUGAAGAGCCGAGCCGAGCCGAGAGCGGAAGUGCUCUCAGUUGAGAUGAGCCAUCGAAAGCGGUAUCAAAUAAACCCGUUUCCUAAACUUCUUACAGGACCAAACGAGCGAGUCCAACCCAGGCUGGCGGGCGGAAUGACUUUAGCGGCUCGUUUUUGGCUUUUGGUGAGCGUCACCGCGGCCGGGACGGCGGCGAAGCACGACGGCGACGACGAGUGGGUGCACCUUCCGGACAACUGUGAAGUGUGCAAGUUUGUCAGCAUCGAGAUGAAGUCCGCCUUCGACGAAACAGGAAAGACCAAGGAAGUCAUCGACCGCAACUACCGUUUCAUUGACAGCAAGGGAGCUCCGCCCAUCAAAUACGUCAAGUCUGACCUGCGCUUCAUCGAGGUGGUGGAGAACGUGUGUCAGCGGCUCUUGGAGUACAACCUGCACAAGGAGAGAAGCGGCAGCAACCGCUUUGCCAAGGGCAUGUCCGAGACCUUCUCCACGCUGCACGGCCUGGUCAAUAAAGGCGUCAACGUGGUCAUGGACAUCCCGUACGAGCUGUGGAACGAGACGUCGGCGGAGGUGUCGGACCUCAAGAAGCGGUGUGACGUGUUGGUGGAGCAAUACGAGGACGUGAUUGAGGACUGGUACAGAGGCAGCCAGGAAGAAGACUUGACCACAUACCUGUGCGAGAAGCACGUGCUCAAAGGACAGGACGCAGCCUGCUUGAAGGAGGAGUGGGCACCCAAAAGGAAGGGAGACCGGGCAGCUAUCGCACAACACAAGAAGAGUGAAGGAGUUGAUAGCAAGAAAAAAAGGGAGAAGAAAGCAAAGACAGCGGACCCGGACGCGCAGGGGACUCGGUCCCGGGAGUCUGGGACUAAGGCGGAGCUGUGAGGAUCUUUUUUUUUAGG
Syngnathus typhle (broad-nosed pipefish) is the source of this 907-nucleotide messenger RNA. RefSeq names its product canopy FGF signaling regulator 3 (gene cnpy3). Gene Ontology annotation, cellular component: endomembrane system. Gene Ontology annotation, molecular function: signaling receptor binding. NCBI's taxonomy places the organism in Eukaryota, Metazoa, Chordata, Actinopteri, Syngnathiformes, Syngnathidae. The record is from RefSeq and is a predicted model, not a curated record. The transcript is spliced from 6 exons. The coding region runs from base 51 to 890 and encodes 279 amino acids.